ACAUGUGAUGAUUAUCAAAUUCUUUUACUUUCCACGCAUCACGAUCCACAUGUUUCGCUCACCUCAUUAUCUUUCAGAAAUGAAUUCUGGAUUGUUUCAGAAAUGUCAAUAAAAAACGUUUAGAGCGUAAUUGUUUCAUUUUCGUCGCUUGUCCGUCGCAGCAGAAUAUUCCGUAUUGUGUGAUGGCUAUAACUUUUAAUACUAACACGGCAAAGCUAACAUACCACCCUUCUCUACAUCUUUGGUACGGGUGUUGCCCAUCUCAAUAAUUACAGCUGUACAAAAAUAUAUUUGCAAUAAUUCCUGACGUUGCAUAAUUUUAUUGUAAAAGUGCCCGUAGUCAGUACUUACGUGGGGGCAUAUCAGUCUGUUUAUAACUAGGUUAGGUACAGACAUAGACACAUUUAUUUGCCGUACUUGUACAGUUACAUAAUUUGCUUUUGCGAAAUCAGUAGGGUAUUGAUAGGAAAUAUUUAAUAUUCACAGUUCUGUACGCUAUUGUUAUGUUCAGUCCAAAGACUGAAGUAGUACAGCAGUCUUGGCUAAACUGGCCUGUAGAAUUCUCUUUAUGUCGGUUUAAUUACUGCAGCCCACAUCAACAUGAGUCUGCUUAAUGUAACGGAGACUUGGGCUCCUACAAUUUUUUAACCCUUCACAUCGUCUCCACGACCCCACAAUUACCAAUUUAAUUUUUCCUUGAUGCAUCAGUGUGUAUGUUAUCAACCAAUCCUUUUAAAAAUAAAAUUAACCCCAUUGCUGAGUUGGUUUUUCCAGCAAUUUCGCCCCCUGUUCUUGUCUUGUUGGCAAGUGCUUCAUCUGUAAUGAUCUUGAUAUCAGUUUGUAGCCAGGCUUCAAGAAGCAGUUAAUCCUUGUUUGUAUUAAAAGGAUUACAGUCACUAAAAUGAUAGCAAUAUAUUUUUGUUCCAAAGUGUCAAGUGCAUUAGGCACUGUGUACAAGAGCAGCAAAACUGAAUGCUGCCAUUUGUGAACUACAAAACGGACAUUAUCAAAACAGUGUAACCUUGACUGAGGCUCAAACGACUAUGUAAUCAAAAUGUACUGGAAGGAAAUACAAAAGGAGUACAGACUGAAAUAACAAGUCAUAAGUAAUUUUUUUUAUACCCUGCACUGUUGGGAGGAUUCAAACAAGAAAGAAGUGAAUGGUUCAAGGUACCAAUGACUACAGCACUGUCUCCAAGUACUCAAUGGUUAAACAAGGCUACUUUAAUGAUGAAUUCAUAUCAGAAUUUGUAUCGAAUUCAAAAUACAGCAGAAGAGCUCCAAUCAUUCACAUGGGCUAUUACGCAAGAGCUGAAAUAAUUGAAGCCAUUUUGACACAGUUUAUGAGACAUGUGGGGAACUCUCAUAUACAAAUCAUCUCCUGUGGAGCUGGUUAUGAUACAACAUACUUUAGGCUUAAGAAGAACUUGCAAGAAGAGUUCAGUCUUACCUAUUAUGAAGUUGACUUCGUUGAAGUUAUUUCUCGCAAAACUGAGUGUAUUAGAAGAUCAAAAAUCCUCAGCAGUAUUCUUGGAUUAUCUAACGAUGUAAACUCUUGUACAACUGGUAUUCAUUCACAAGGAUACCAUUUGGUUGGAGGUGACCUGCGCUGCCAGAAUGAUAUUGAAAGUGUUCUGUCAAGCGCUGGCAUAUCAUGGGCUGCACCUACAUUGCUUUUGGCAGAAUGCUCCAUAACUUACAUGGAUGAAUCAAGCUCAACUAAAUUUAUAGAAUGGGCAUCUACCAAGUUUCCUCAUGCAACAUUUGUCACCUUUGAACAAAUAUGUCCAGAUGAUGGAUUUGGGCAUGUGAUGAAACAUCAUUUUGAAUCUCUGGGCAGUCCAUUAUUGUCACUGGAUAAAUAUCCAGAUUUUGACUUGCAAAUCAGACGAUAUAAAGAACACGGUUGGAGUGCAUGUGCAUCCAUGUCUGCGUAUGAGGCCUUAAAGCUUCUCACAGAGGAAGGCAAAGUGAAUAAUGUUGUGAGACUGGAACCAUUUGAUGAAUUUGAAAGUUGGCAUCUUAUGUGCUGCCAUUAUACUUUGACCAUAGCAUCCAAAGGGGUGCUGGAGAAUUGGUUCAGUGAUGAUAGGAAAAAAGAAAGCAUUAACAUGUCACAAAAUUUACUCCGUUAUUCUGAAGACAAUGACCUCCAUUGGUCUGUGUUACCUGUCCAGGGGCAGAUACCAGAACGAUUUGGUCAUGCUAGUGGAAGACUGGACGAACAUCGCAUAGCGCUAGUGGGUGGCUUCGGAAAGAGUUACAGUCAAGAACACAGCAGGCUCAGUGAAAUUAGUAUUGUUAAUACUACGGAUUUUACAGUUCAGCAUGUCACUCUUCAUUCUCCUCUUCCAAAAGGAGAUUCGUCACUGGCUGCUAUGCAUUCAACUUGCAUACCACUUCAUAAUGGGAGGCUUUUAAUAAUUGGUGGGCGCACUUCACCUACACGACCAGUGAACACAAAACCAGUAAUCCUGUCUGUGUGGAAUAAGGAUGUGGAAGUUCUUGAUCUAAUUGGACCAUGUCCACGUUGGAGACAUACAGCAACACUCAUUGGCAGUGAGUCCACCACCCAGUUGAUUUUGCUCUUUGGUGGAAGAACUUCAAAUCUGAUUGUCCUGAAUGAUUUGUGGCAACUAAGUAUUCAGCAAAGGAUAUUCAGCCAGAUUAGCAACGUGAGUAAAAACUGGCCAUUUGCCCGGUUUUCUCAUAGUGCAGUAGCUCUAAUGAGAUGUUCAUUGAUAAUCACUGGGGGUCUGAAUGAGAUCUUGCAGCCACUAAGGGACAUGUGGAUAUAUGAUACUGAAGAGGGCUCCUGGAAAGAGGUACAUGUAAAAGGACCACAAAUGUUACCACGAUACAGUCACACAUCAGCAGUAACUAGUGAUAACAAGUUUCUUAUAUUGCUUGGAGGGGUUAACACACAUACGACCCAUCAACCUGGAGUGUGUGUUAUCAAUUUACUGGAAAGAAAAUGCUACGAAUAUGCCUUACCAAACCAGGAUCCAGACAGGCCAAUAAUGUUACACAACCAUACAUCAGAAUUGAUAGAGGAUUCAAGAUUUCUAGUGUUUGGUGGUGGCGAUAAUUGUUUCUCAUUUGGCACAAGCUUUAACCCUGGUAUCAUUAACAUGGAGAUAUGUCAUUUGCUCCAUUGAGAUAAUUUUACAUAAAAUACAGACAGGAAUUAAAAUGGCCAAAUGAACUAACAACAGUGUGAUUUAUAUUUUUACAUACUUUAUAUUUUUAUAUUAUUUUAAUGAGAAGUAUACCUUCACAAUUAU
Molecule: messenger RNA, 3284 nt
Organism: Schistocerca serialis cubense
Lineage: Eukaryota; Metazoa; Arthropoda; Insecta; Orthoptera; Acrididae
Product: tRNA wybutosine-synthesizing protein 4-like
Exons: 9
Coding region: 1161-3158 (665 amino acids)
Biological process (GO): tRNA methylation; wybutosine biosynthetic process
Molecular function (GO): protein binding; tRNA methyltransferase activity
Source: RefSeq, a predicted model, not a curated record